AUGAAAACAAUAAAAAAUCAAAUUUUUAAUAAUUUUAAAAAUAUAUCUCCAAGUGAGAUUCCAUUCUUAAUAAAAAAAUGUAUAUAUCAAGGUUUUACAUUUCCAGAUGAUUUGAAGUUUUUUUCCGAGAAGACUUAUCAGUAUAUUGAUGAGUUUAAGUUAUUGCAUAUCACGUCACUGUUGCACUCAUUUUCAAUUCCUAUAUAUCGCAAUUUUCAGUUGUUUACAACGUUAUCAAACAGAAUUAGGAAUCAGUUGAAGGUGGAGUCGCCUUCAGUGGAGCAAUCCAUUAAAAUAAUUAACUCGUGUGGAAGACUGCACUACUCUGAUUCAGAGCUGAUUGAAACCCUGGUAGGAAUAGUUAAAGCGAAUAUAGAAACCAUAACGACGAAGAACCUGGUAUCAAUACUGCACUCCCUGACGAAGUUGAGGUUCCCAGACGUGGAAUUAUUGUCUAGUUUGUCGCUGGUUGCCGCGAAAGGCCUGGAAGAAAUCAGUGAUGUGGCACUGGCAAACCUGACCAUAGCAACCAGUAAGAUACACAGAAGCGAAUUCACAGGGAACGCAGAACUGCUGGAGAAUGGAAGGAAACUAAUGUCACAGCUGUUGCCAGAAAUAAAGUCUAGGUCAAGCACGUCAUCGCCCUUGGAUAACCUGAGGCACGUAAUAGCAUUAUCGAACAUGAAACACCUGAUAACAAGCGAACUUGACCUGAAGGAGUGCCUGGAUAAACUUUUGAGGUUCAUCAACUGCUCAGUGCUGUACUAUGAACACCUGAUACUCCUGUUCGAGUGUGUGAAAACGCUGAAUUACACAAAUGAAGACUUCGUGUUCGAUAACCUAGUGCCGAGUUUGCUAAACAAGAGGACAGAACACAACGCAACCGCAGAGUUUGAUUUGAGAUUGCUGAAAUGCUUGUCCGGCACGGGAAACCUGAGCAGAAGUAGCGAGUUUCUACUGGACCAAGUUUUAGAAAACCUAUCGAAAAAGAUAUGGAGACACCCUAAGCUGAUAAAACACGCAUUUAAUCUGGUUAACACAACGGAGGCUGACCCAACGCCCUUUUUAAAAGGACUGCAGGAGUACCUGGAAAGGUCAAACAAGCAGCUGGAUUCCGGUGCAACUGCCGAGAUAAAGUCGUCAAUGCAAAGGUCAAAGGAGGAAUGGAAUAAGCUGGAAUUACUGAUAGAAAGUUCAAUCACACUUAAGCAGCUAGUAACUCGACGAAACGAACAUAGUGUAGCCCGUACAAAUAAGCAAAAGGUAAAUUAG
Molecule: messenger RNA, 1272 nt
Organism: Theileria orientalis strain Shintoku
Lineage: Eukaryota; Apicomplexa; Aconoidasida; Piroplasmida; Theileriidae
Exons: 5
Coding region: 1-1272 (423 amino acids)
Source: RefSeq, a predicted model, not a curated record